AUGGGUUUCACUGGUAAGAGUGUUUUGCUAACUCUCAUAGCACUUUGCUGCUUCAUUUCCUCUGUUUUCAGCACUACAGCUCAACCUCCAAUGAAACUAAUAACACCAUUGCCAACUCUCCCACCGGCCAAAGCUCCUAUCAAGAUACCAACUCUCCCACCUGCCAUAGCUACGAUCAAGCCUCCGGUUCUCCCACCGGUUUCACCUCCUAAGUUCAACAGGACACUAGUGGCCAUGCGGGGUGUGGUCUUCUGCAAAGCCUGCAAGUACGCCGGUGUAAACAAUCUCGAAGGCGCCAAACCUGUUAAAGGUAUAUACAGAGCCGUGCUCACCAUUAUACAAAAAAGGCAUGAGCCUCAAAUGUAG
Messenger RNA from Brassica rapa (field mustard), 366 nucleotides. RefSeq names its product non-classical arabinogalactan protein 30-like. The record is from RefSeq and is a predicted model, not a curated record. Lineage: Eukaryota; Viridiplantae; Streptophyta; Magnoliopsida; Brassicales; Brassicaceae.